AUGCAAUCAGCCUUUGACUGGAUCCCUAAGGUAACUGGAGACAUGACCUCCUCCAAGCCAAGAGUCGCCUUUCUGGAAUGGCAUGAUCCUCUCUUUGCAGGCGGACACUGGAUUCCUGACAUGCUCGAGAUUGCUGGAUGUUCGUAUGAAAUGGGAAGCUCGAGUGAUCGCUCCAAAGCGAUGAAAGAUGAAGAAUUGGGUCAGCUCGAUCCUGAUGUUAUCUUGAUCGGACCCUGUGGGUUCUCGCUCGACCGAGCUUUCAAUGAUACCCUCGAUCUCUACGAAAAGAAGGCUUGGUUCAAAGAGAUGCGGGCCGUGAAAGAAGGACGAGCGUUUGCCUUGGAUGGGAACAGCUAUUACGCAAGACCAGGUCCACGGUUGCUACAGGGAUGCGGCAUCAUGGCUGCGUGCAUUCAUGGAGAUCAAGUUGCUGAAAUACUCGGAGAGGAAUUGGCCCCAUCAGGGGGUAUCGUCGGAUAA
Molecule: messenger RNA, 480 nt
Organism: Seminavis robusta
Lineage: Eukaryota; Bacillariophyta; Bacillariophyceae; Naviculales; Naviculaceae
Source: the annotation of a GenBank genome assembly